AAUACAUUUGUUCUAUUUUCCACAUUCUGUUGCUUAUUUUUGUUUGAUGUGGACAAGAGUGGAAGAUGGCUCCUUUGGCUCUUUACUCAUUUCCUCUUGUCUAAAAAACAUUCCCAUUUUUGUCAAUAAUGCCACCAUUCGCAAAGGUCAGAAUCCAAGGCCUAUAUGCACUGCCCAAAUCGCAGGAGCCGGUGACUGCGGAGCUGCUCGAGUCUGUCGCAGAAUUCUUCAGGCGACACAGCGGCCGGGUGCUCGCCAUAACGGGCGCCGGCGUCAGUGUCGCCUCAGGCAUCCCAGACUACCGCGGGCCGCAAGGCACCUACCGCGUGCACCGCGGCUACACCCCAAUCCUGCACCACGAGCUCAUCGCCCAGCAUGCCACGCGGCAGCGCUACUGGGCGCGGUCCUUCUUCGGCAUCCGCCCAGCCUUCCUCGCCUCGCCCAACCCGACCCACCGAGCGCUCGCUAGCCUCGAAAACGCCGGUCAUAUCUCCGGCCUAAUAACGCAGAACGUCGAUGGGCUGCAUCUGCAGGCUGGCAGCAGGAACGUGCUGGAGCUGCAUGGGUCGUUGAGGCACGUGCGGUGCCUGGAUUGUGGCCAUUUGGAGAACCGAGAGGAUUUCCAGAGGACCCUGGAGGAACUCAACCCUGUGUGGGCUGGGGUUGGUCGGGAGAUGCUAAGGUCCGGUGAGGAGCCCAUGCGGAGACCUGACGGUGACAUUGAGUUACCGGCUGCCCUGAGCUAUGCCGACUUCGCCUACCCCCAAUGCCCACAGUGCCACACGGGCCACUUUAUGCCGACGGUGGUGUUUUUCGGCGGCAACGUUGCCCCCGAAGUGCGCCUGAGAUCGCAUGAAAUGGUGGAGGAGAACGGCGCGGUGAUUGUGUGUGGGUCGAGCUUGGCUACGUUUAGCGCGUUUAGGCUGGUGAGGCAUGCGAGGGAGAUGGGGAGGGAGGUGUUGAUUGUUAAUUUGGGAGAGACCAGAGGUGAUAAGGAGGCCAAGUGGAAGGUCGAGGCGCCGGUCGAGGAGAUCGUGCCGCCGGUGGCUGCGAUUCUCGGCGCCUGAGAGAAGACUGAUCCAUUGAGAUCAUCGGCUGCUGGUGCUUGGAGGGGACCCCACAUCCCAUAGAUGAAAUACAAAGCGGAUGAUUGCAUGGGGAGAGGGGCAAGCCUCCUCGCGAGGGGGGGUUCACCCCUUGCUUUCUGU
Messenger RNA from Kickxella alabastrina, 1208 nucleotides. RefSeq names its product DHS-like NAD/FAD-binding domain-containing protein. The record is from RefSeq and is a predicted model, not a curated record. The transcript has a single exon. Bases 129 to 1067 code for a protein of 312 amino acids. Gene Ontology annotation, molecular function: NAD+ binding. NCBI's taxonomy places the organism in Eukaryota, Fungi, Kickxellomycota, Kickxellomycetes, Kickxellales, Kickxellaceae.